AUGAUAGGCAAAUGUCUCGUCAACGGCACCGCCGCUGCCCCUCUCCUGUACUCCCCCGUCAGCCUUAGCUUCUGGGGAGGCGUCAACCCCCAGUCGGGCGAGAUCGUUGACUGCCAUCACCCUCUGCGCGGGGAAUCCAUCGCUCAUCGCAUCCUGGCUAUCCCCUGCAGUCGAGGAUCCUGUUCUGGUAGCACGGUGAUGCUGGAGUUGCUGCUGAAUGGUUGUGCGCCGGCCGGGUUGAUUGUCGAGCAGCCUGAGGAGAUCUUGACCCUGGGGGUGCUGGUGGCCCAGGUUCUCUUCCAUCGAUCCCUUCCAGUCAUCAUCCUCUCCCACAACUUCCAUCAUCUCUCUGGCUAUACUUAUGCGUCCAUCGACGAGGGACAGGUGUCCCUCAGUGAAACCCCUCUGUCCGUCCCUCAAUCGCCUCCAUGUCUCUCAUCGAGAUCUCGCAUCGAUCUGUCUCCCUCCGAUCAGGCCAUUCUCGCAGGAGAAAAGGGCCCCGCCGCCAAAAUGGCUCUCGAGAUCGUUGUCGAAUUCGCGGCCAUGCAGGGUGCCCCCGCACUAAUUGACGUGACGCGCGCUCACGUCGACGCCUGCAUCUACACCGGCCCCGCCAGCCUGCGAUUCGCCCAGACCUUUCAGUCCCUGGGAGCCCGCUUCGUGCUGCCCACCACGCUGAACGCCAUCUCCAUCGACCAACGACGUUGGCGUGAGCUAGGCGUGGACCCUGAUCUGGCUGCGCAGGCCGGUACCCUGGCCAACAUCUACCUAGCCAUGGGCGCCCAGCCCAGCUUCACCUGUGCCCCCUACACCCUGGAUGACGCUGUGCCUGUCGUCGGCGAGAAUAUCGGCUGGGCCGAGUCCAAUGCCGUUGUCUACGCCAACAGCGUGCUGGGUGCCCAUACCCAGAAGUAUCCCGACUUUGUCGACGUCUGCAUCGCCUUGACCGGUCGCGCUCCCUCGGCCGGCUGUCAUACGGUGGAUGGACGUCGGCCCGCCGUCGCCAUUCACCUCCCACUGGUCGAGGCCAUCGAUGACGCCAUUUUCGCAGUGCUGGGAUACCUGGUGGGCAAGCACGCGCAGCAUCGCGUCCCUUGGAUCACCGGAAUGCAGCAUCUGCAGCCGCGGCGCAUGCAUCUCAAAGCUUUCAGCGCCGCCUUUGGCACUACCGCGUCGGCCGCCAUGUACCACAUGGACGGCGUGACCCCCGAGGCGGACCAGUUCGCGGAGGAUGCCUCGCAUCUCCCUCGCAUCGACCUCCAACCCGCCGAGAUCGCCCACUGUCGAUGCGCCCUCACUUCCGCCACGGACCCGUCCGUCGGCUUGGUCUCCCUGGGUAACCCGCACUUCUCGCUGGAGGAGUUCGAGGCGCUGCGGCCGCUCUGCAUCGGCCGUCGGAAGAAUCCCGCGGUCGAGUUUGUCAUCACCACCAGUCGCAGCACCUACGAGGCGGCCGCCACGGUAGGCAUCGUCGAUGUUCUGGAGGAGUUCGGGGCGGUCAUCAUCACGGACACCUGCUGGUGCAUGCUGGGCGAGCCUGUGGUGCCGCCGGGCGUCCGCAAUCUCAUGACGAAUUCGGCCAAGUAUGCGCAUUAUGCACCAGGGAUGGUGCAUCGGGGAGUACAUUUUGGGAGCUUGGCCGAGUGUGUGGAGGUAUCCGUGCUGGGCCAUCGAUCUGCAUAG
Molecule: messenger RNA, 1683 nt
Organism: Aspergillus tanneri
Lineage: Eukaryota; Fungi; Ascomycota; Eurotiomycetes; Eurotiales; Aspergillaceae
Product: aconitase family protein
Exons: 1
Coding region: 1-1683 (560 amino acids)
Source: RefSeq, a predicted model, not a curated record